AUGAACACCAGUGAACGGAAAUCGUAUUAUGACAUUAGCUCUGAAAGUAGUAGUAACAAAAGGCCGUUUCCGUUCCUGGCAAGAAAAAGAUGGAAACUUAUCAGAGAUAAAAUACGGAAAUUGAAACAAUCUGAUCAAUAUAUCUCGGUCGCGAAACCAUACAGCAACAGGCUAUUUGGCUAUAAUCUUGUUAAACGCUCCACAAGUAUCAGCACCGAGCAAAUUGAACAGAUAAGUUAUGUACCCGAUAUAAAAGGUCGAGUGGUAUUGGUUACAAGCACUUCCAUCAAACUAUAUGAUCUUAGAGAUUUCAGUCUAACAAGUGAAUUAAUGAUACCGAUGGAGAAUGAAAAUGCAAACAGAAAUCCCACACCACGUUAUAAUCGAUUAGCUUAUGCAUCGAAAAUGAAUCUUCUUAUUGGCUGGAAACCGGGUGGCAAUAGUUUGUUUCCUCUGUCUGUUGAAAAUUUUAAAAAUAUUGGAGCUCCAUCUACAACUAAGAAUCCCUUGGUUAGUGUCCUCUCGAAUUCGAAUUCAGGGAGUAUUAUUUCAUUGGAACUGAAGUCAUUUUCACUAUUUCCAAAUGAUGAACCUUGCGAUAAAGAAUCUGAACAAACUGUUUCGUGUCCUUUACUACGAAAACUCCUCGAAAACUAUGAGUUUCCUUCGAAACUAAUCAGUUUUGAAGAAAACAGUAAUCAGAACCUCCGACUGCUGCUUGGUUGGAAGUAUUCAGCCUGGUUAAGAUGUAUACCAUGUGAUGACCAUUUUACUUCUAAAUAUUACGAUUGUGGUUGUGAUGAUGACGAGAAGAUCUUUAAAUCUGUGGAUUUAAAAAAAUUUCAACAGACAGCUAUUAACCAUAAUUCGCAAAUUUCAUCCGUUUUAUUUUUCACUCCACUGGAAAUUUUAAUAACUGGUGAUAUAUGCGGAACAAUAAAGACAUGGAACAUAGAUCAAGUUCAGCUGGCAGUAUUUCAUAGUCACUUGAAUGAAAUAAUUCAUUUUUCCACUCACAGAUGGGAUUUAAUAAGGCCACACUCAUCUCAACAUAUAUCACCGAGUUUUAUUUCAAUAAGCAGGGAUGGAACAAUGAAGUGUUGGCAGUUUUGGCAAUCGCAGUGCAUUAAUCCAGGAGACAAUCAAUUAAUUUCAGAUGAUGUGCAGACAAAUGGGACUGUCAGAGAUGUUCAGACGAACAGCAUGAUGGAAGUGGAUUCCAGAAAAGCACUUAUGAAUUUAAAUUCAAGUAUUUUGUUAGAAAACAAGUAUUCUCACGAGGUCUGUGGCGUAUGUGUGAAACAACACACGGGUAAUAUCGUUCUUAUAGGAGUUAAGACAAAAGGUGACUGGAAAUCAGAAAGCCAAACAGAGUACUAUUUGGAACACUGGACAUUAUCUGAACCAUCCUCACCAUUAGCAGAGUUUCCGCAAACAGUUAGACAUAUUUCAUUUGUUCAGCUGGAUGAAGUAUACAAUGUAGAUGAUUUAGAAUUGCAACAGCCGAAUGAUUGCAAUCAAGUUGAAAAAGCUGAUUCAAUUAACAUAGCAGUUGUUGUGUGUGAUGGAAAGCCAGGAAGCAUACAUUUAAUCUCUAUACCAACUGGAUCUAUCAUAACAACAGCCAUAUGUGAAGACUCAGCGGAAGAUGCUGUAUGGCAUUGGAUGCUGGAAAAAUUAUUCGUCUUGCAAAGUAAUGGAACUAUUGCAGUAUUUUCUACAUGCAGUCGACCGUGUAGUUUACUUUAUGUCUGGAAGUCAGCCGAAGACGGUGCAUUUUAUUCUGGUCCACUACUACUUUAUCCAGUACAUUGUCCAGACUACUGUAAGACAAUUUUAGAAAACAAAGACUCGAACGACUUACAGCCUCAAGUCAUCUUGCUGUUUUUAGUUGGGACAUCAAACGGUUCAUUAGCGAUACUUUGCCCUCAAGAGGGCAAGAUACUGAGUAAAAUAUCAACACAUUUAUCCACUAAAACUUUAGAUAACCCACCAGAUUUCAGCAGCAGUUCACCACUUUCCUCAAUUAAAUCAAAUCCAAAAUCUGGAAGACUGUACACUGUAACAGUUGAUGGGACAAUUAAAGUUUGGCAGCUGAUCAAACCCUUACCAAUUAUUGUUCAGAAGAAAAAAAUAGAAGAUUCCGACUAUGAUAACGCAAAUCUGCGCAUACACUUCAAACACUUCCCAUUUAAAAUUGUUAAUAACACAAACAUUUAUUGUGUUUAUACUGCUGGGGACUAUUCAAACACUGGGAGAUCUAAAUUUCCUUCAGAUGUCUCUUAUUAUCAUACUAUAUGUGCUGAAGUCAGUGACACCUGGGACAACUAUUCUGUUUCAGCCUCAAAACAACAUGUCGUUUAA
Molecule: messenger RNA, 2364 nt
Organism: Trichobilharzia regenti
Lineage: Eukaryota; Metazoa; Platyhelminthes; Trematoda; Strigeidida; Schistosomatidae
Source: the annotation of a GenBank genome assembly